Messenger RNA from Meloidogyne enterolobii, 756 nucleotides. Lineage: Eukaryota; Metazoa; Nematoda; Chromadorea; Rhabditida; Meloidogynidae. The record is from the annotation of a GenBank genome assembly.
AUGGUUUUAUAUGAGAGUGUUUUACAGCCAGGAAAGAGAUUUGAAUUUUGCUAUUCCUCUUCCUAUCAGGAUAAACGUGGAAUAGAAACAGCUUAUUACAAAUGUGUUGGUUGUAUGCAUGCUAAACGUUAUAAUGAUGGAAGGAGAAUUCCAAAAAUUGCUGUUCGCCAAGGACGUUUAAUCAAUUCAAACCCUGAUAGACCUUCAAAUUUUCCUCAUUUUUGCCAACCAAUUGAUUCAGCCGUUUCUGACCGUAGACAAAGAGAGAGGGAGAUUUCAGCAAGCACAAGUGGUCAAUCAUCUUCAACGUCAUCUCAACGAAGUAUAAUACAACAAAUUAAUAGAAAUCAAAAUUCAAGCCAAACUAUUCAAUCAAUCUCAGAAUUAGCCCAAGCAUCAUCAUCUAAUGCUUUAGCAGAAACUGCGCGAAACUCUCUCAUCUUUAAUCAAGCAAAGCCUGGACCAUCAAAUUUCUCCAAUUCCCCAUUCAAUUUCAAUAUUUCAUCAAUGGGAGUAUUACCAUCUUCUUCUUCAUCAUCAUCUUUAUUAGAUACUACUUCACAUUUAAUUGCUAGAGGUCCUUCGAUGAAUGAAGUAAUGCAGCAACAAAUACAGCAAUUGGCAGCCAGUUGUUUUGCAUCUACAGGAGUUUCUCCAAGUAACACAUUAAAUGUUACUUCACAAAAUUUACUUUUUGGAAUGGGAAUGACAUCAUCUAAUACAAAUGCAUGGCAACCAAUCACAACAACACAAUAA